Molecule: messenger RNA, 2209 nt
Organism: Metopolophium dirhodum (rose-grain aphid)
Lineage: Eukaryota; Metazoa; Arthropoda; Insecta; Hemiptera; Aphididae
Product: zinc finger protein OZF-like
Exons: 4
Coding region: 347-1873 (508 amino acids)
Biological process (GO): regulation of transcription by RNA polymerase II
Molecular function (GO): DNA-binding transcription factor activity; RNA polymerase II cis-regulatory region sequence-specific DNA binding
Source: RefSeq, a predicted model, not a curated record
UAUUGUCACCGAUUAUAAUAUUGCGAAUACAGAAUAACGUCUUGUCAGACACUAGUUUCUUGUUUCCACUUAAUUUUUGUUCUUUAUUCGUUAUUACUUAUUGCAUACUUACAUGAAAGAUAUUUAUUUUCUCAUGACUAUUGUUACUUGUGAGUUGGAACUAAAAAGUAAAAGAUAAAAGUCGGCACUUGGCAAUCAGCACAAAAUACAAAGCCGCAAACACAUCAGCCAUAAACGAAAGAUUAAAUAUUAGCAUUAAAUUACCUAGUUAACAGCUAAAUAGUUUAAAGUGUGACUGGCAGUGAGUAGGUAUAAUUGAGAUACACUAAGGAGAACGUAAUUCAGUAUGGAACCAUUAAGAAUGUCUAUUACCGAUUCUGCAGUAAAUUCCAAGUAUGAUAGUAAUAUGCACAGUAUAAUGCAUAGUUCUAGAGUUCUGACCAUUCCACUUAUUAGAUGUGACGAUCCAGCAUUUAAUAGAGUUAUUAAACAAGAAUUAAUUGAAGAUACGGACAAUAAUGAUGAUAAUCAAUUAUUACAAAUGAGAGCUAAAUGCGAAUUUGAAGAAGAAAUAAACACAACUGAUACCAUUAUAAAAAUCGAAAAGGAUAUGAACGACGGAUGUAGGAUUGAAGGAUCAGUUAAAAACGAAAGCCAUUCUUCAGAAAUAAUUAUUCAUAUGACUUCGGACAAGACAGCACACUCAGGGAAAACAUUUUCAAAUUCAAGUGAUAUUCAAGUCAUUAAUACAUUUCGAACUAAUCAUAAUAAUCAAAAAUGCAUUAUCUCUGAUAAAUUAUUCAACUCAAAAGCACAACUCAAAAAAAAUCUGAAGACUUGUACCAGCAAAAGAAAAAACCGGUUUGUUUGUGACAAUUGUAAAAAGUCUUAUUUUACUAAAUCCGAUUUGAUUACACAUAUAUUGUGUUGUACGGGAGGAAAGCUUUAUAAAUCUGAUGUAUGUGAUAAAGGUGUUUCUCAAGCAGGAAAUUUAAAAGAGAAUAAAAGGCAUCAUAUUGGAUUAAAGUCAUAUGAAUGUGAUAUCUGUGAUAAAAGGUUUUCUCGAACAGAAUAUUUAAACAGGCACAAAAGGACACAUACUAGAGAUAAACCAUAUGAAUGUGAUAUCUGUGAUAAAAUGUUCUCUCAAAAAAGAGAUUUAAAUAGACAUAAAAGGACACAUACUGGAGAUAAACCAUAUGAAUGUGAUACAUGCGGUAAAUGGUUUUCUCAAUCAUAUAUUUUAAACAGGCAUAAAAGGAUACAUACUGGAGUAAGGCCAUAUGAAUGUGAUAUCUGUGAUAAAAGGUUUUAUCAAACAGGAGAUUUAAACAGGCAUAAAAGGACACAUACUAGAGAUAAGCCAUAUGAAUGUGAUAUCUGUGAUAAAAGGUUUACUCGAGCAGGAAAUUUAAAAACCCAUAAAAGUACGCAUACCGGAGUUAAGCCAUAUCAAUGUGAUAUCUGUGCUAAAAAGUUUUCUAUAAAAGGAGAUUUAAACAGGCAUAAAAGGACACAUACUGGAGAUAAACCAUAUGAAUGUGAUAUCUGCGAUAGAGGGUUUUCUCAAACAGAUGAUUUAAAAAGGCAUAAAAGGACACAUACUGGAGAUACACCUUAUGAAUGUGAUAUCUGCUAUAAAAGGUUUUCUCUUGCAGGAAAUUUAAAAGCCCAUAAAAUAACACAUACUGGAGUCAAACCAUAUAAAUGUGAUAUCUGUGAUAGAAGUUUUUCUACUCAAUCAAAUUUAACAAAGCAUUCGAGAACCCAUACUGGAUUAAAGCCACAUAAAUGUGAUAUCUGUGAUAAAGGGUUCACUCAAGCGGGAAGUUUAAAAAUCCAUGCAAGGAAACAUACCAUUAAAAGGCCUUAAAAUGCACAUUUCUUUGUCAGGUUUUGGUUAUACCAUAAACUAAUGCAAUUACAAUCAUCCCUGUACUUUUAAACGAAUUAUUUUUAUAUUAAGAUACCUAUGUAUAAUGUUCAAUAAAAUAUGUCUAAAUAAAGAGAAUUUAAUUUAAAACUUUUAGCUUUAUAAAAAAUCCUGGAGAAUAAUCAGGUUACCUAACCUUUCUGAUGUACAUGUAGUGUUGAUUGUAUUUCUACAUUAAGGGAUACGUUACUGUAAUGUUUGUGUUUAUUUUGACCUCGAUUCAUUAUUGUAUAUUAAAAAUUGAUAUAAAACAAACAAAAUAACAAUAUGGAAAAA